Molecule: messenger RNA, 603 nt
Organism: Aspergillus steynii IBT 23096
Lineage: Eukaryota; Fungi; Ascomycota; Eurotiomycetes; Eurotiales; Aspergillaceae
Product: oxidase ustYa family protein
Exons: 6
Coding region: 1-603 (200 amino acids)
Biological process (GO): mycotoxin biosynthetic process
Source: RefSeq, a predicted model, not a curated record
AUGACCCCGGCCUCUGAUACAUAUGAGACGGGCUUUGAAACUGAACUCGAACCCUCUCGAAAAGCAAUGAGUUUGAAAAGGAUACAGUUCUACGGAGGUAUACUCGUUAAUGAGUCAGGAGAAUUUGAUCUUAACCUGAACCUCAACGGUCCCCGGUAUACUGGCCAUCCAACUAGAGAGUUGGACGCUGCAUGGGACGAACUUGUAGGGAACUACGUUACCUUGAAUGAUCAGGAAGCUGCCCGGAUCAACGGUGAAAUUUCGAAAGAAAAUGGCCACUUUUUCGUUGUUCCUCAUGUCCAACACAGCCUUCAUUGCGUGAACUAUUUGAGAAAAGCCCUAUAUCCCAAAUUCUACCCGACUAUCCACGAAGUUAAGGAAACAGUUCCGAAUUACUGGACUCAUAUCGACCACUGCAUUGAGACCCUGAGAGAGACAAUUCAAUGUAAUAUGGACAUGACGCCUGUGCCACACGUCUGGUUUGAAAAGAAGAAUAUGUACAUCGCGAACACACAACUGGUGCAUACCUGUAGAGACUUUGAAGCGCUGCAGAGAUGGGAGAAGGACUGGGAGGAACAAGUGAAACAGCGAAAUAAUGCUUGA